Cajanus cajan (pigeon pea) is the source of this 1659-nucleotide messenger RNA. Its product is annotated as Protein kinase superfamily protein. Gene Ontology annotation, molecular function: ATP binding; protein kinase activity. Gene Ontology annotation, biological process: protein phosphorylation. Gene Ontology annotation, cellular component: plasma membrane. The record is from RefSeq and is a predicted model, not a curated record. Lineage: Eukaryota; Viridiplantae; Streptophyta; Magnoliopsida; Fabales; Fabaceae.
UAGUACGUCAUGUCAUUUUAAAGUAUCCUUUGAGUAAUUUAAACAGAGAGGUUGAGUAGCCAACCAUGAACUGCCACAACAAAAUCCAAUUACAAACUUCUCAACUUUCUCACCAAUUAAUCCACCCGUUUUGUCAAAGAAGUCCACUUUUCUUUUUGAUCCUUCACUUCAACUGUUUAAUCUCUCACCUACUUUCAAUCACAUAUAUAACAUAGUUUCUACACUUCUAUUAAACAAGCCAUCCAAUCUCACCCUUUUUCCACCAUCUUGAUUGCUCAAUCACCCCAACAUCACGAGCAAAAGAAAAUAUUAAACCAAUUUGUAUCAGCCAAAAGAAAAAAUAAAAAAAGAUCUCAAAUAAUGAAGCAUGGUAGCGGAUACAUUGCUUAUGACAUAGUCAUGGUUACUCUAUCUUUAUGCCUCAUUGUUCUUGGUGUGGUUCUUUUUCUUGCAUGCAAGAGGAAACCGGUUGAGUCUCAAGAAACAGUUGUUGUGAAGCAUUGUGCUCGUGUAUACUCAUUGAUGGACAUUGAUGCUGCCACUGAUGGCUUCAACCAUAGAAGAAUAAUGGGAAAGGGUCGCUUGGGAACGGUGUAUGCUGGGGUGCAAGAGAAUGGAGAACUUGUGGCUGUGAAAAGGAUUCAUUCUGUGCUUGUGUUGAGCAAUGCAGGGUUAGGGUUCUCAUCGGUGUUGAAAUGGCUCUCUUCAGCUCAACACCCCAACGUGGUUCCCAUAAUAGGAUUCUCAGAAGCACCGGGUGAGAGGAUCAUAGUGAUGGAGUUUGAACGCAUGGUGAGUUUGGAGUUCUAUUUGCACCAAAAUGUUAAUGAGGCUUCACUUUUGGAUUGGAACAAGAGGGUCAGAAUUGCUGCUGGAGCAGCUAGGGGGCUUGAGUAUUUGCAUGAAGUGGCAACAUCAAACAUUGUACAUGGGUGUGUCAAGUCCUCAAAUGUUUUGAUUGAUGUCAACUUUUGUCCUAGGAUUUGUGAUUAUGGUCUCAACUUUUUGGCACCAUGGAAAAAGAGAGGGCUUGUAGGUUAUGUGGAUGAUGAGUAUUGGAAUGAAAGUGGGGGUGGUGGUGCUAGCAAGGAAAGUGAUGUUUAUGGUUUAGGGGUGGUAUUGCUUGAGCUAUUGAGUGGUAGAGGAUGUGAGGAAGGAUUACUUGCAAAGUGGGCAUUGCCUUUGAUCAAGGAAAUGAGUUUUAGUGAACUUUUGGAUCCUAGGUUGGUAAUUCCUUCUGACAUGAAACCUUUAGUUAGAUUAUCCAAAGUUGCUUCAGCUUGUGUUGGUAAUUCAAGAAAGUGUAGGCCUUCCAUUGCUCAAGUGACAACUAUUUUGAACAAUUUAGAGAUUGAAGUGUGCAUAUGAUCCUGUUGGUUAUGCUCGGAGCCACCUCAUGAUGAAGUCCAAUACUCAAAUUGAUAGGAGCAAUUGCCUUCAAUUUUGGACUAUGCAGACGGAGACCUGUUACCUAAAUGGGAAAAAAGUUGGUAUGCAUUUCUGAUCUGUAAAAUAUUUCUUAUAAGCUUUAACGUUAUACUGACAAGGGAUGCUAGUGUUUAGACUGUAAUGGAAAGUUGGUAUUCAUUUAAGGAAAUUUAUGUCAAUUUAUGGUUCCCUUUGGUGUGGGGAUCCUUUUGUUGAUGAAAGGGAAAGGGA